UUCCACAAAACCUAAAGCUAUCACUUUCUUCAUCUCCACUAUCAGCACUCUCAGUCUUCUUGCUUCUCUCUCUGCUGCAAUUUUCACUCUCUAAAUCAUGUCUCUAACACAAACCCAACAUUUUAAACCAACCUUCUUGUGUCCUCUCAACACCAGAACAAACUCAAAACGACGUAAUGUCACCAUCGUUUCCUCUCUUUCAGGCAGGAAGCUACGCGCCGCUGUGAUCGGAGGCGGUCCAGCUGGCUCUUCAGCUGCAGAAUCACUUGCUGCCGGUGGAAUCGAAACUUUCCUCUUCGAGAGAAGCACUUCCACUGCCAAGCCAUGCGGCGGCGCCAUUCCUCUUUGCAUGAUAGACGAGUUCUCUAUCCCUCUCCACCUCAUCGACCGUCACGUCACUCGGAUGAAAAUCAUCUCUCCGUCUAAUCUCACUGUCGAUUUUGGCUCCAAAACUCUCAAGCCUCACGAAUCCAUCCCCAUGCUCCGCCGCGAAGUACUGGACUCCUUCCUCCGGUCCCGCGCCCAAUCCAACGGCGCUCAGUUAAUCCCCGCUCUCGUCACACAUCUAGAGGUCCCUUCUUCGUCAACCGAACCUUACAUCAUCCACCACACGAUCAACAACACCAAACAAACCCUAGCCGUCGAUGUAAUCAUCGGAGCAGACGGAGCCAACAGCAAAGUAGCCAAAUCGAUAAACGCCGGAAAUUACACUUGUGCCAUUGCAUUUCAAGAGAGAAUCAGACUCCCCGACGAGAAAAUGGAGUACUAUCAAAAUCUCGCGGAGAUGUACGUCGGCGAUGACGUGUCACCCGAUUUUUACGCGUGGGUAUUUCCUAAAUGCGACCACGUGGCAGUAGGAACUGGUACAGUUUGCGCAAAACCGGACAUUAAACUAUACCAAAAGGGAAUUAGAGAAAGAGUAAGACAAAAGAUAAACGGUGGAAAGGUGAUCAAGGUGGAAGCGCAUCCAAUACCGGAGCACCCACGUCCUGUGAGAGUACGAGGACGGGUGGCACUGGUGGGAGACGCGGCGGGGUACGUGACGAAGUGCUCCGGCGAAGGGAUAUAUUUUGCGGCGAAAUCAGGAAGAAUGUGCGGCGAGGCGAUAGUGAAAGCAUCAGAAGGAGGAGAGAAAAGGGUGAAAGAGGAAGAUUUGAAAAGAGGGUAUUUGAAAGAGUGGGAUAAGAAAUAUUACAGUACUUUUAGGUUUUUGGAUUUGUUGCAGAGGGUUUUCUAUGGCUCUAAUAUGGCUAGAGAAGCAUUGGUUGAGCUUUGUGGAGAUGAGUAUGUGCAGAGAAUGACAUUUGAUAGCUAUUUGUAUAAGAAAUUGGCUAAUGGGGAUAGAUGGGAAGAUGUGAAAAUGGGUUUGAAUACUAUUGGGAGUUUGGUUAGGUGUAGGAUUCUUGGUAGGGAGAUGGAGGCUUUGAAAGUUUAGGCACUUGUAUUGGUUCCAUUUUUUUUUUCUUUUCCCUUUUUGUAUUUUUAUCCUAAUUUGCAAGUUGAGUUUGAGGUUAAUUGUGUCCUAAAAA
Jatropha curcas is the source of this 1529-nucleotide messenger RNA. Its product is annotated as geranylgeranyl diphosphate reductase, chloroplastic. NCBI's taxonomy places the organism in Eukaryota, Viridiplantae, Streptophyta, Magnoliopsida, Malpighiales, Euphorbiaceae. Gene Ontology annotation, cellular component: chloroplast thylakoid membrane. Gene Ontology annotation, biological process: chlorophyll biosynthetic process; photosynthesis. The record is from RefSeq and is a predicted model, not a curated record. Gene Ontology annotation, molecular function: oxidoreductase activity, acting on the CH-CH group of donors, NAD or NADP as acceptor.